GCCAUCCAAUACCAUCAACGUCAUCUAGAAAUUGCUAAAGAAGUGGAAGACAAGGUCGGAGAAGGAAGAAGUUAUUGCAAUCUCGGCAACGCUCAUCAAGGUCUAGGACAGUUCAAAACAGCAAUCCAGUACCAUCAAUGUCAUCUAGAAAUUGCUAAAGAAGUGGGAGACAAGGCCGGAGAGGGGAAAAGUUAUGUCAAUCUCGGCAACGCUUAUGACAGUCUAGGACAGUUCAAAACAGCCAUCCAGUACCAUCAACGUCAUCUAGAAAAUGCUGAAGAAGUGGGAGACAAGGCCGGAGAGGGAAUCAGUUACUGCAAUCUCGGUAUCGCUUAUCAAGGUCUAGGACAGUUCAAAACAGCCAUUCAGUACCAUCAACGUCAUCUAGAAAUUGCUAAAGAAGUGGGAGACAAGGCCGGAGAGGGAAUCACUUAUGGCAAUCUCGGCAACGCUUAUCAAGGUUUAGGACGGUUCAAAACAGCCAUCCAGUACCAUCAACGUCAUCUAGAAAUUGCUAAAGAAGUGGGAGACAAGGCCGGAGAGGGAAAAAGUUAUGGCAGUCUCGGCAACGCUUAUUGCAGUCUAGGACAGUUCAAAACAGCCAUCCAGUACCAUCAACGUCAUCUAGAAAUUACUAAAGAAGUGGGAGACAAGGCUGGAGAGGGAAGAAGUUAUUGCAUUCUCGGCGUCGCUUAUCAAGGUCUAGGACAGUUCAAAACAGCCAUCCAGUACCAUCAACGUCAUCUAGAAAUUGCUAACGACUUGGGAAACAAGGCCGGAGAGGGAAUCAGUUCCUGCAAUCUCGGCAACAAUUAUCGCUGUCUAGGACAGUUCAAAACAGCCAUCCAGUACCAUCAACGUCAUCUAGAAAUUGCUAAAGAAGUGGGAGACAACGCCGAAGAGGGAAUCAGGCAUGGCAAUCUCGGCAACGCUUAUCAAGGUCUAGGACAGUUCAAAACAGCCAUCCAGUACCAUCAACGUCAUCUAGAAAUUGCUAAAGAAGUGGGAAACAAGGCCGGAGAGGGAAUCAGUUAUUGCAAUCUCGGUGUCGCUUAUCGUAGUCUAGGACAGUUCAAAACAGCCAUCCAGUACCAUCAGCGUCAUCUAGAAAUUGCUGAAGAAGUGGGAGACAAGGCUGGAGAGGGAAGAAGUUAUGGCAAUCUCGGCAACGCUUAUUGCAGUCUAGGACAGUUCAAAACAGCCAUCCAGUACCAUCAACGUCAUCUAGAAAUUGCUAAAGAAGUGGGAGACAAGGCCGGAGAAGGAAGAAGUUAUUGCAAUCUCGGCAACGCUUAUCAAGGUCUAGGACAGUUCAAAACAGCCAUCCAGUACCAUCAACGUCAUCUAGAAAUUGCUAAAGAAGUGGGAAACAAGGCCGGAGAGGGAAUCAGUUAUUGCUAUCUCGGUGUUUAUCGCAAUCAUCCAUCCAGUACCAUCAACAAUUAUCGCUGUCUAGGACAGUUCAAAACAGCCAUCCAGUACCAUCAACGUGAUCUAGAAAUUGCUAAAGAAGUGGGAGACAAGGCCGGAGAGGGAAGAAGUUUUGGCAAUCUCGGCAACGCUUAUCAAGGUCUAGGACAGUUCAAAACAGCCAUCCAGUACCAUCAACGUGAUCUAGAAAUUGCGAAAGAAGUGCGAAACAAGGCCGGAGAGGGAAUCAGUUAUGGCAAUCUCGGCGACGAUUAUCACUGUCUAGGACAGUUCAAAACAGCCAUCCAGUACCAUCAACGUCAUCUAGAAAUUGCUAAAGAAGUGGGAAACAAGGCCGGAGAGGGAAUCAGUUAUUGCAAUCUCGGUGUCGCUUAUCGUAGUCUAGGACAGUUCAAAACAGCCAUCCAGUACCAUCAACAUGAUUUAGAAAUUGCUAAAGAAGUGGGAGACAAGGCCGGAGAGGGAAUCAGUUGUGGCAAUCUCGGCAACAAUUAUCGCUGUCUAGGACAGUUCAAAACAGCCAUCCAGUACCAUCAACGUGAUCUAGAAAUUGCUAAAGAAGUGGGAGACAAGACCGGAGAGGGAAGAAGUUAUGGCAAUCUCGGCAACGCUUAUCAAGGUCUAGGACAGUUCAAAACAGCCAUCCAGUACCAUCAACGUCAUCUAGAAAUUGCUAAAGAAGUGGGAGACAAGGCCGAAGAGGGAAUCAGGCAUGGCAAUCUCGGCAACGCUUAUCAAGGUCUAGGACAGUUCAAAACAGCCAUCCAGUACCAUCAACGUCAUCUAGAAAUUGCUAAAGAAGUGGGAAACAAGGCCGGAGAGGGAAUCAGUUAUUGCAAUCUCGGUGUCGCUUAUCGUAGUCUAGGACAGUUCAAAACAGCCAUCCAGUACCAUCAGCGUCAUCUAGAAAUUGCUAAAGAAGUGGGAGACAAGGUUGGAGAGGGAAGAAGUUAUGGCAAUCUCGGCAACGCUUAUCAAGGUCUAGGACAGUUCAAAACAGCCAUCCAGUACCAUCAACGUCAUCUAGAAAUUGCUAAAGAAGUGGGAUACCAGGCCGGAGAAGGAAGAAGUUAUUGCAAUCUCGGUAUCGCUUAUCAUGGUCUAGGACACUUCAAAACAGCCAUCCAGUACGAUCAACGUCAUCUAGAAAUAGCUGAAGCAGUGGGAAACAAGGCCGAUGAGGGAAGAGUUUAUGGCAAUCUCGGCAACGCUUAUCGCAGUUUAGGACAGUUCAAAACAGCCAUCCAGUACCAUCAACGUCAUCUAGAAAUUGCUAAAGAAGUGGGAGACAAGGCCGGAGAGGAAAUCAGUUAUGGCAAUCUCGGCAACGCUUAUCGCAGCCUAGGACAGUUCGAAACAGCCAUCCAGUACCAUCAACGUCAUCUAGAAAUUGCCAAAGAAGUGGGAGACAAGGCCGGAGAAGGAAGUAGUUAUUGCAAUCUCGGCAACGCUUAUCAAGGUCUAGGACAGUUCAAAAUAGCCAUCCAGUACCAUCAACGUCAUCUAGAAAUUGCUAAAGAAGUGCGAAACAAGGCCGGAGAGGGAAAUAGUUAUAGCAGUCUCGGCAACGCUUAUGACAGUCUAGGACAGUUCAAAACAGCCAUCCAGUACCAUCAACGUCAUCUGGAAAUUGCUAAAGAAGUGGGAGACAAGGCUGGAGAGGGAAGAAGUUAUUGCAUUCUCGGCGUCGCUUAUCAAGGUCUAGGACAGUUCAAAACAGCCAUCCAGUACCAGCAACGUCAUAUAGAAAUUGCUAAAGAAGUGGAAAACAAGGCCGGAGAGGGAAUCAGUUAUGGCAAUCUCGGCGUACAUUAUUGCUGUCUAGGACAGUUCAAAACAGCCAUCCAGUACCAUCAGCGUCAUCUAGAAAUUGCUAAAGAAGUGGGAGACAAGGCUGGAGAGGGAAGAAGUUAUGGCAAUCUCGGCAACGCUUAUCAAGGUCUAGGACAGUUCAAAACAGCCAUCCAGUACCAUCAACGUCAUCUAGAAAUUGCUAAAGAAGUGGGAGACAAGGCCGGAGAAGGAAGGAGUUAUUGCAAUCUCGGUGUCGCUUAUCAUGGUCUAGGACGGUUCAAAAAUGCCAUCCAGUACCAUCAACGUCAUCUAGAAAUAGCUGAAGCAGUGGGAAACAAGGCCGAUGAGGGAAGAAGUUAUGGCAAUCUCGGCACCGCUUAUCGCAGUUUAGGACAGUUCAAAAGAGCCAUCCAGUACCAUCAACGUCAUCUAGAAAUUGCUAAAGAAGUGGGAGACAAGGCCAGAGAGGGAAGAAGUUAUGGCAGUCUCGGCAACGCUUAUUGCAGUCUAGGACAGUUCAAAACAGCCAUCCAGUACCAUCAACGUGAUCUAGAAAUUGCUAAAGAAGUGGGAGACAAGGCUGGAGAGGGAAGAAGUUAUUGCAAUCUCGGCGUCGCUUAUGAAGAUCUAGGACAGUUCAAAACAGCCAUCCAGUACCAUCAGCGUCAUCUAGAAAUUGCUAAAGAAGUGGGAAACAAGGCCGGAGAGGGAAUCAGUUAUUGCAAUCUCGGUGUCGCUUAUCGUAGUCUAGGACAGUUCAAAACAGCCAUACAGUACCAUCAACGUCAUCUAGAAAUUGCUAAAGAAGUGGGAGACAAGGCCGGAGAGGGAAUCAAUUAUGGCAAUCUUGGCAACGAUUAUCUCUGUCUAGGACAGUUCAAAACAGCCAUCCAGUACCAUCAACGUCAUCUAGAAAUUGCUAAAGAAGUGGGAGACAAGGCCGGAGAGGGAAUCAGUUAUGGCAAUCUCGGAAACGCUUAUCGCAGUCUAGGACAGUUCAAAACAGCCAUCCAGUACCAUCAACGUAAUCUAGAAAUUGCUAAAGAAGUGGGAGACAAGGCCGGAGAGGGAAUCAGUUAUGGCAACCUCGGCAAAGCUUAUCGCUGUCUAGGACAGUUCAAAACAGCCAUCCAGUACCAUCAACGUCAUCUAGAAAUUGCUAAAGAAGUGGGAGACAAGGCCGGAGAGGGAAGAAGUUAUGGCAAUCUCGGCAACGCUUAUCGUGAUCUAGGACAGUUCAAAACAGCCAUCCAGUACCAUCAACGUCAUCUAGAAAUUGCUAAAGAAGUGGGAAACAAGGCCGGAGAGGGAAUCAGUUAUGGCAAUCUCGGCAACGCUUAUGACAGUCUAGGACAGUUCAAAACAGCCAUCCAGUACCAUCAACGUCAUCUAGAAAUUGCUAAAGAAGUGGGAAACAAGGCUGGAGAGGGAAUCAGUUAUUGCAAUUUCGGCAGCGUUUAUAACAGUUUAGGACAGUUCAAAACAGCCAUCCAGUACCAUCAACGUCAUCUAGAAAUUGCUAAAGAAGUGGGAGACAAGGCCGGAGAGGGAAAAAGUUAUGGCAAUCUCGGCAACGAUUAUCUCUGUCUAGGACAGUUCAAAACAGCCAUCCAGUACCAUCAACGUGAUCUAGAAAUUGCUAAAGAAGUGGGAGACAAGGCCGGAGAGGGAAUCAGUUAUGGCAAUCUCGGCAACGCUUAUUGCAGUCUAGGACAGUUCAAAACAGCCAUCCAGUACCAUCAACGUCAUCUGGAAAUUGCGAAAGAAGUGGGAGACAAUGCCGGAGAGGGAAUCAGUUAUGGCAAUCUCGGCAACGCUUAUCAAGGUCUACGACAGUUCAAAACAGCAAUCGAGUACCAUCAACGUCAUCUAGAAAGUGCUAAAGAAGUGGGAGAUAAGGCUGGAGAGGGAAUCAGUUAUGGCAAUCUCGGCAACGCUUAUCAAGGUCUUCGACAGUUCAAAACAGCAAUCGAGUACCAUCAACGUCAUCUAGAAAUUGCUAAAGAAGUGGGAAAUAAGGCUCGAGAGGGAAUCUGUUAUUGCGGACUAGGCAGCAUUCAUCUCGGUCAAAGAGAGUUGAAAACAGCUAUUGUGUAUUAUCAACGUCACCGAGAAAUAUCCAAAGAAGUGGGAGAUAAGACUGGAGAGGCGUGCUCACUCUGUUCUCUUGGAAGCAGUUUUGAGUGCCAAGGAAAUCUUAUGAUAGCCUUUGACUGUUAUUACUCGAGUGUAGAAUUGUAUGAUGAUAUCAGGGCCAGUCUUCAACUCAACGAUCAGUGGAAGAUUUCUUAUCGUAAUGAGCACCAAAGUGCAUACAAAGGUUUGUGGCGUAUAAAUCUCAAACAAGGUCAAGUUGUAAAGGCUCUUCUUUCCGCAGAGAAAGGACGUGCUCAAGCUCUGAGAGAUCUCAUGGACACAAAAUAUCAUCCUGGAGAUUCUUUAACGCACGGCGCAUCCCGCAUUUCUCUAAGGUGGGUUCCAUUGAGCACAGUUUUCAUAGCUAUCAAUGGACCAUGCGUUUACUUCUGGGUUUGCCUCAGUGAAAAUCAUAUCCAGAUGAGAGAAGUACACGUGAACAAUUAUAAAUAUGAGAAUGAAUUGAAAUUUUUCAUCCAGCUACUAAACAAAUCUGCGCUUAAGGAGAUCGGUGCAAGUGAUACUGUUGCAAUCGAAAAUCCUCUGCUUGAUUCGCCGACAGAAGAGGAAAUGGCCAAUGGUGUGAUCCGAGUUGAUGUGAGGCACUCCCAAUCAAGUGCUUUAAAGAAGCUGCAUGAAAUCAUCGUUUCUCCUAUUGCUGAUCUGAUCAAAGGCAACGACGAGAUCACAUUCGUUCCUGAGGGGCCAUUUUGCCUAGUACCUUAUGCAGCAUUGCAGGAGUCGAACUCAUCAUAUUUAAGUGAUUCUUUCAGAAUUCGUGUGCUUCCCUCUCUGACGACGUUGCAACUAAUUCGUGAUAGUCCAGCUGACUUUCACACGAAGACUGGUGCAUUACUUGUCGGCGACCCAUGUUUCAAACAUAUCAUCUAUCAGGGAGGACUUUUAGUGCAACUUCCAGGAGCAAGGAAAGAAGUGGAGAUGAUCGGACGUGUCCUUAAUGUUUCCCCCCUGAUUGGAGAAAUGGCAACUAAACAUGAAGUGUUAAAACGAAUAUCAUCAGUGGCCUUAGUUCACAUUGCUGCACACGGUAAACUGGAAACUGGAGAAGUUAUCCUGGCACUAAACACCACAAGAGAAAACCCUCAGCCGCAAGAGAAGGACUAUCUACUGACGAUGAAAGAUGUCAUAGAAGCUGGGUUAAGAGCACGUCUGGUUGUACUUAGCUGCUGUCACACUGCUCGUGGGGAGGUCAUGGCUGAGGGUGUGGUCGGCAUGGCGCGUGCACUUUUGGCUGCCGGUGCUAGAUCUGUUGUGGUAACCUUGUGGGCGAUUGGCGACGAGGGAACCCUGGAGUUCAUGACUUUCUUCUACGAUGCACUUUCCAAAGGCAAGAAGGCAAGUGAAGCUCUCAAUCACGCCAUGAAGUGUAUGAGAGAAAUUGAAAAGUUCAAGGAGGUGAUUUACUGGGCACCAUUUGUACUCAUUGGUGAUGACGUCAACCUGGAUUUCAAGGAUAUUAGUGGCCGAAACAAGUAA
This is a messenger RNA of Pocillopora meandrina, 6858 nucleotides long. NCBI's taxonomy places the organism in Eukaryota, Metazoa, Cnidaria, Anthozoa, Scleractinia, Pocilloporidae. The record is from the annotation of a GenBank genome assembly.